CUAAAGCACCCAGUGCGCUGGAACGGUUGACCCCCCAGAUCCCGUUGAUUCAGCCUCACCCCGACGGCGCGCAAUGAAGGUUCUCGUCGUGGGCGGCACGGGAUAUCUCGGCCAGCUCCUCGUGAAAGCGCUCACGGCUCUGGGAAACGCGGAGGCUGAUGAUCGCGUCGCUCGCGAUCAUGACGUGGCGCUGACGUUCUGCUCCUCCCCGCCAAGUGCGGAUCAGCUAGCCGCGCUCGGCGGGCCGCGCGCGUUCCGCGUGGAUCUAAUAAACGGGGAUGGGCUGGCAGCGUGCAUUGAGGAAUUCGGACUGCCUGACGUGGUGGUGAAUUGUGCCGCCAUGUCCGUGCCCCGGCAGUGCGAGAGCGACCCCGCCCUCGCCAUGCGGAUCAACGUGCCCUCGGCGCUCAUUGCCGCGCUCACUGAUGCUGCGAGCAGGCGAGCAGGGAGCAGUGGAGAUGCGGAUGGGGAGCAACAGCUUCCGCUGCUGAUCCAUCUCUCCACGGACCAAGUCUAUGAGGGCACGAAGUCGUUCUACAAGGAGAGCGACCCCCUCGUCCCUGUGAACACGUACGGCAAGUCCAAGGUAGCAGGGGAGCAGGCGGUGCGGGAGCAGUGGGCGGGCAGCCACGCCAUUCUGCGCAGCAGCAUCAUUGUGGGGCCGCCUCCGCCCGUGCCUCUGAAGAAGACCCUGCCUCUGCAGUGGAUAGACUCAGCACUCUCCUCCUCCCUGGCGUCAGGCCAGCCCGAGUCCUUCUUUGACGACGAGUACCGCUGCCCCAUCUACGUGCACGACUACCCACGCAUCGUCAGGGCCCUCAUGGAUCGACAUGCCUUAGCAGGCCAUCGAUUCGCCCUCACUCUGAACGCAGGGGGGCCAGACCGGCUCUCUAGAGCCGACAUGGCAGCAGUGGUGGCCAGAAUCAGGGGGUACCUCCUCCCCGGUGCCUCCUCCACUGGUCCUUCCGCUGCUGCUGCUGGUGCAGCUGCCAGCGGCAGUGGCAGUGCCAUUGUGAGGACGUGUGUGAGCAGGGAGGGCGAUCUCAUCACCAGAGCACCUGCUGCCUCUAUGGCCAACCGGGGAGUGGCGAGUCCAGCGGACAUCUCCAUGGACACCCAGCUCAUUCAGCACGAGCUCUCACCCUCCCUCACUCCCUUCACACAUGCCAACCGGGGCGUGGCAAGUCCAGCGGACAUCUCCAUGGACACCCAGCUCAUUCAGCACGAGCUCUUGCUCGCCCUCACUCCAUUUGAAGACGCUGUCAGACUCACCUUAUCUGCUCCGCGCUGAUACGUUCUUCGGAUUCGUUCUUAAGACAAGACAAGACUCUGCCACUCUCACCUUGGAGUCAGGAGAUGUCUGUCUGGCUCACCUUCACUGUUCCGCACUCAUACCUAUGCACUUACAAUGAUUCCUUCUUAUGAUAAGCCUCAAGACAAGGCUCGACCCUGCCAGGCUCACCCUGGAGUGUGGAGACCCCUCAACGCUCAACCUUUGAAGAAGCUGUCUGCCAGGCCCAUCUUCACUGCUCCACACUGAUGUGCUCUGCUUCUGCAGAUGCCUGCCUGCCUGUACUACUGCCAUACAUUUUUAGUAUGGUACCGCAACUCAGACUGGAUCGUGCACACUGGGUUUGUGAUUUUUGAGUUGACUCAAAUGGUACCGCAACUCUGAGACACGGUCUUGCACACUGGGUUGGGUAGAACUUAAAACCUGCUUCUGCUUAUGCCUACCUGUCUGCCUC
Molecule: messenger RNA, 1745 nt
Organism: Closterium sp. NIES-67
Lineage: Eukaryota; Viridiplantae; Streptophyta; Zygnematophyceae; Desmidiales; Closteriaceae
Source: the annotation of a GenBank genome assembly